CAGGCUGAAUGGAAGUGCUUGGCGCAGUGUCAGCGGCGGAAUACACUGCGCUAUCGCGCGAUGUGGACGAGCUGAUCGAGGCGUUUGCGAUCCUUGGGUGCACGCAGCUGGCGCAGAUGAAGGAGGUAUGGCGAUGCCGCGGCUUCUCCUUCAUCCACCAGGCCCGUCGCGCCAAAUUGGAGCCCUCGCGGUUCAUGCAAAUUCUCUACACCUCUGCCUGUGUUCAUCUUUCUCCAGAGGAGCCUUUCUCUUGGAGACUGGGAGCCCUCUACGCGGUCUACAUUCUCUAUGAAACGCAGGAAUACUCUCCCAGAGUUAAAGUCUACUUGUCUCUCGAAAAUUUGCAAUGGCUCUUAUCUCUCGCUCAAAUCGUGAGGGAGGGACCGGAUCCCGUUCCACUGCACGUAAUUCGCUACAUGGUCAGGCACAAAGCGUUUCUCUAUGGCCAUACCUGUGUUACUCUCAAAACUGUGAAAGAAGCUACCGAGCGUCGUAUCAACCGGAUUAAUGAGCGUUUGCAGCUGGCACGAUCCAGGUUGCUUUCGUCUGUUCCCACAAAGGAACAUAUCUUUGGAAACCUGGCAUCCGAUGUUGGGAUUGACGAGACGACGAACUCUACUUUUCAAGAAUAUGAACAAGCCAAACAGAGAAUCUUUGAGAGAGUGAAUGGUCAGGAACAGCAGAAUCAGGCAGAUUUAAGCAAUGAAAUCAACAACAUUUCCAUUGCUCGGGAGGAAUUCAGAGCGGAAUAUCUACGACAAGCACAGGAAACCGCAAUGAACGAAGACACCUUUGAAGACUUCAACUUCGACCUGAUGCAAUUCGGCGACGACCUGGAGGAGUUUCUGAGCGCCUGAGACAUCCAGAAUUCCAUCAGUACCAAAGCAGCUGGAAAACCGCAAGGCUUCCAAAACCAUUAGCCAAAGUUGGAUACAGAGAUUGUGCCGAACGCUCUGGGAUUAUUAGGACGCGAUUGAUUGGGGUCCAUCUUUCGUCGCAAGCUCUCGGAAAAAUCUCUUUGUGAGAGAAAAAUGCCAGCCGAUUACUGGAUGAAACCAAAAACGUUCUGGAAAGAAGAAACAUGACUCAAAAAGUUGUGAA
Selaginella moellendorffii is the source of this 1101-nucleotide messenger RNA. RefSeq lists its product as uncharacterized. Gene Ontology annotation, cellular component: snRNA-activating protein complex. The coding region runs from base 9 to 857 and encodes 282 amino acids. Gene Ontology annotation, biological process: snRNA transcription by RNA polymerase III; snRNA transcription by RNA polymerase II. The record is from RefSeq and is a predicted model, not a curated record. Gene Ontology annotation, molecular function: sequence-specific DNA binding. The transcript has 7 exons. Lineage: Eukaryota; Viridiplantae; Streptophyta; Lycopodiopsida; Selaginellales; Selaginellaceae.